Messenger RNA from Monomorium pharaonis (pharaoh ant), 3262 nucleotides. RefSeq lists its product as uncharacterized. Bases 2095 to 2463 code for a protein of 122 amino acids. Lineage: Eukaryota; Metazoa; Arthropoda; Insecta; Hymenoptera; Formicidae. The record is from RefSeq and is a predicted model, not a curated record. The transcript has 2 exons.
UAAUUUGUAUUAUUAUAUUUUUUAUUAUAAUUCUAUAAAAAUUUAAAAAUAAUAACAAAAAUUAUUUUGUAUAAAUACUUACAAUAUUCAAGAUAUAAUUGAUUUCAUUACAAUUUAAGUUCAGUUUUUCUAUAGUUUAUUUAUAAAACAACUAAUUUCUGUACUGCAAUAAAACCAAUUUUCUUAAAAAUUUAAAGUAAUUACAUAAAAAAUUAAUAUUUCUUAAUACAUUUUCAUUCAGAGCAUAUUUCUACUUUUAAUUAAAAUAAUUUUUGAUUCACGAAAGUAAAAAAUCGCCGUCAAACGGCUUGUAUUAAUUUCAAAUGCAAUACAGCCAUAAUUUAUAGUUCUUUUCAUUAUCUUUCAUUACUCUGUAAAUAGAUGUAAUAUAUCUAUUUACUUAAGUUUUUAAACUAUUAUCAAUCUGUAUAAUAGUUUAAUAAUAAAUUAUGCGAGUGAAAUCCACAGUUGCAUGCACACAGAUCUAUGACAGUCGAUCUCCCGCACAGUUUUGCGAAUUCGCCAAGCUGAUAAGACUGUAUUUUACACAAACAGAAUAAAUAUAACCAGGAGGUGCGAUACGCGUUGCAUGUGACGCUGUCAGCAGGGUCAGGGUUGGCAAAGUUGAUUUUACAUGAGUGAUGCCGGUUAAUGAUUAUGUCGGUAUCAUUAUCAGUCGCACAUACUUGGAAGUGUCGAGAAAUUCGAGAGGAAAGAGAAACUAACGGAACAUUGUCGAAAAUGACGAACGUCGGAGAACGUCGCUUACGUCCGUCGACAGAUUUUCCUUUUCCACACAAUUGCGAAACGCGAAUACGGGAUUCUCAUUACUCGCUUUUAAACCAUAGAAUUUUAACUGCGACAAUCUAUGAAAUGCGAGACAAUUUGACACUUUCUAAGCAACGUAGAAGCAACGUUCGAUUUGCUGUCGUACGACAAAUUUUUCAAGAUAGAAAAACAAUUAAGUCUUCUAUUGAAAUCUUCUAUUAAAUCUGCAGUCAGUCAUGACCAUGCAAAACUAUCCUAUCAAACUACGGAUUGGAAUUGAGAUUGGUUUGAAAUCUAACCAAUCAGAGCAAGUAAAUUAAUAUAAAAUUUUGAAAACUUUGUUCAAUCGAUUGAUCAAAUUUCAAUCCAAUUUCAAUCCCAAUUUGUAGUUCCUGAUGCAAGUCUAAAACCCGUAUCAGACUACGGAUUGGAAUUCAGAUUAAAUUGAAAUCUGAUCAAUCAGAGCAAGUAAAUUAAUCUAAAAUUUAAAAAACUUUGUUCUGAUUGGUCCAAUUUCAAUCCAAUCUCAAUCCAAAUUCGUAGUUCGUGAUACAAAUCUAAAACCUGUAUCAGACCACGGAUUGGAAUCGAGAUUGAAUUGAAACCUAAUCAAUCAGAGCAAGCAAGUUUUGAAAAUUUUGUUCCAAUUCGUUAAAUUUCAAUCCAAUUUGUAAUUUGUGACACAGGUGCCGUAAUUCGUCUCGAUUACGAGACGACGCGUGAUUCUUUUUUUCCUCAGAGGUCUUUUCGGAGGCGUGAUCAUUUUCAGGCACUUGUACCUACAAUGCACACAUCCGAUCUCGGCGUUGCGUAAUGUCGCCGAGGAGAAGAGGCCAGCCCCGGCCCGGCCCGCCCGAUUAUCCGCUCUUCUCGAAACAACACGGCGGGCGACACGACGGGCGGGCGGAUAUACGAUACCGACGUUUGUAUCUAAUCUCCGCGGCUGCAACGCGUGACGAGCAAAUAUUCUGUAUUCCAGAAGGGGUACACUUUCGGUAUGCGUAUCGACGUAUCGGCUAUUAAUAUAUCGUUCGUUCGGUUAGUGCUAUCCGGAGUCUCCGAUCGCUCUCGACAAUAAGUCGUCACCGUCGGCCUCCCACCAAAAAAAAAAAAAAAAACAUCCCGGAAGGAUAUUGUGCGAAGAGUGAAGAUCAUCUCGCUGACCGUACGUUGAAAUUUUUCCCUUUUUUCUCUUUGUUUAUAAUUUUUUUCUCCCCACCCUCGACAGUCGGUUGGUACUCUCUUCCCACGGCGCAUUAUCUCUCGAAAGCGAAGAGACUCGAAAUCUGAGAGAGAGAGAGAGAGAGAGAGAGAGAGAGAGGAGAUAUGCGGGUACCUGCGUUUAUCCUCCUCGUCUUCUGCGCCGUUUUUUCUUCGUACGCGACGCAGGAGAUCGGCGAGUGUCGAGAGGGUGCCGACGACGAGCUGCUCUGGGAAUAUGGCGUCAGGAGGCCGCACCGACUCGGUGGUUACCAAGAGGUCGAGGCGGAUUACGGGCCGACGGACGCGCGGAUCACGUGCAUACGCUUCAACUCGCUGUCCGACGAGGACAACGACGCGGCAUGGGUCACCGCCGGCGGGAUCGGCCACAACUACGUAAAGGUCAAGUUCAGGUCGAAGUAUUCGCGGGGACUGCUCUACAGCGUCUUCGUUUACGGACGGCCCACCCUGAGAAGAGGCUCACCACCUUUCUGACGGCUACCUUGAAAGAAACUCUCAUAAAAAUGUAAUACUGCUCUCUAAAUUUCCUAGAGUGAAACAUUAUUCUAAAAGAGUGAAAAUCUAACAUAUCUAAGAGUGAAUUUUUACUCUAAUUAGAGUGACAAAUCACUCGAACUUAGAUAUGUUAGAUUUUCACUCUUUUAGAGUAAUGUUUCACUCUAGGGAAUUUAGAGAGUGGGCAGUAUUAAAUUGACCCGUAAUUAUGACUUAUUUUGAGCAUUAAAACCAACAACAUGCUUUUAAUAAGUGUUAGUCACUUACUAAUUUAAUAUUGCUCAGUAUUAGGAUAUUUUUAUAAGGAAAAUCCUUUGUGUCUCGCAUUAGUACUUAAUUCGCUGUGUAAUCGUUUCACUCUUUUCUAAACUCUUAACUUUUCUCCCUAACCACGACAAAAUAUGAAGAAGGGUGCUCUAUUUGGCCCAAUCAUGAGUGGUCUCGUUUUCGACUACUUCUUUAUUCAUAUAAGGUGGUUAAAAAAAAUAAAAAUUUAUGAAUGUGUAUUUUAAGUUUCUAAAACAAAUAUCUGUAGAGGAAGGUCGUCCAAUACUGGCAUACCACUUUACUUUUUGGAGAAUAUUUUUUCAAAACAAUAACUAAAAGUAAAAAACUUUGAAAAACAUAAAUGUAAACUAGAAAGUGUCUUCCAUUGUUUAAAUUAUAUAACUUGCAAAAGUAUAUCAUACAGUUUAUAUUCUCGCUUUUAAAGAAUUUGUUUUCAUUAGAUUUUAUAUAGAAAAAAGCCAUAAUGUAACUACAGAUUUUUAUUUUUUUA